AUGUCCAACGGGACGGGAGAGGUGAACGACUCCAACGGGACAUCCAACGGGACGACCUUGGACGUCCCCCCGACCUUCCUCCAGACUGCCGGGGCCCAGGCCAUCUCGGGAUUCUUCGUCUGGUUCGCUCUCAUCCUCACCUGCCACCAGAUCUAUGGCCACCUGCGCUUCUAUACGAGCCCCUCAGAGCAGCGCUGGAUCAUCCGCAUCCUCUUCAUCGUCCCCAUCUACGCUUUCGACUCCUGGCUCAGCCUCAUGUUCUUCAGGGACAACUACUACAUCUACUUCGACAGCAUACGGGACUGGUACGAAGCUUUCGUGAUCUACAGCUUCCUGAGCCUGUGCUACGAAUAUCUGGGCGGAGAGGGAAAUAUAAUGUCCGAGAUCAGGGGGAAGCCCAUCAGGUCCAGCUGGUUGUAUGGGACCUGCUGUCUGGGAGGCAAGACCUACACCAUUGGAUUUCUGAGAUUCUGCAAACAGGCCACGCUCCAGUUCUGUGCAGUGAAGCCCCUGAUGUCUGUCAUCAUCCUGAUCCUGCAGCCACUAGGGAAAUACUCUGACGGCGAUUGGAGGCCUGACAGCGGGUACCUGUACAUCACCAUCGUGUACAACGUGAGCGUGAGCCUGGCCCUCUACGGACUGGUCCUCUUCUACUUUGCCACCCGGGAGCUCCUCUCCCCCUACGAGCCCAUCUGGAAGUUCUGCACCGUCAAGUCCGUCAUCUUCCUCUCCUUCUGGCAAGGCUUCGUGCUGGCCGUCCUGGAGAAGGCCGGAGUGAUCGCCCCCAUCUUCUCGAGCAGGGUGAACGCGGGCCACAGCGCAGGCACGGUGUCUGCGGGCAUCCAGAACUUCCUGAUCUGCGUGGAGAUGUUCUUCGCGGCCCUGGCCCUGCGCUACGCCUUCCCCUACAGGGUCUACAUGCAGGACUGCCCCACAGACGCCAGGGGGCGCUCCGUCACCAUGCAGAGCAUCUCCUCCAGCCUCAAGGAGACAAUGAACCCAAAGGACAUCAUGAACGACGCCAUUCACAACUUCCACCCCCAGUACCAGCAGUACACCCAGUACACGGCCCCGGCCGCCCCGGCCCCCCACUGGGGCAGCGUGGGGGGCGGAGGGGGCGCCCCCCGCCGCCCCCAGCCCUCCCAGAACCGCCAGAUAUCCACCAUCAGCCACGGCUACACCGAGAAGUCCACCCUCCUGAGCUCCGACGACGAGUUCCAGUAGGGGGCGCCACCUUCGAGAGAUUAUGUCCGUGUUCCAUUCCCCUGCUUGGUCUGUGUGGACUGUUCCCCGC
Uloborus diversus is the source of this 1294-nucleotide messenger RNA. RefSeq names its product transmembrane protein 184B-like. The record is from RefSeq and is a predicted model, not a curated record. Gene Ontology annotation, molecular function: transporter activity. NCBI's taxonomy places the organism in Eukaryota, Metazoa, Arthropoda, Arachnida, Araneae, Uloboridae. Gene Ontology annotation, biological process: transport.